This is a messenger RNA of Topomyia yanbarensis, 484 nucleotides long. RefSeq names its product large ribosomal subunit protein eL37A (gene RpL37a). Gene Ontology annotation, cellular component: cytosolic large ribosomal subunit; ribosome. The coding region runs from base 107 to 376 and encodes 89 amino acids. The record is from RefSeq and is a predicted model, not a curated record. The transcript has 3 exons. NCBI's taxonomy places the organism in Eukaryota, Metazoa, Arthropoda, Insecta, Diptera, Culicidae. Gene Ontology annotation, molecular function: RNA binding; structural constituent of ribosome. Gene Ontology annotation, biological process: translation.
AUAGCUGUCAGUUUUGUUUCCGGUAGAUUGACAAUUGCUCUUUCCGUUUUGUUGUAGAAAGUGUUCGGACUUGGAUUUGUUUUCUCUUGGCGUUUAAUAUACUAAAAUGACCAAGGGUACUUCCAGUUUUGGAAAACGCCGCAAUAAGACCCACACGCUAUGUCGUCGGUGCGGCAGGUCUUCUUACCACAUUCAAAAGCACACCUGCUCGCAGUGUGGUUAUCCAUCGGCUAAGAUCCGCUCAUACAACUGGUCGAUCAAGGCCAAGAGGAGGAAGACUACUGGUACUGGCCGUAUGCGCUAUCUUAAGAUUGUCCGACGCAAGUUCCGCAAUGGAUUCCGCGAAGGGCAAGUCGCCAAACCCCGCAAGGCUUAAACAGUUGUGCUGUUGGCAAACGUUGAACUCACACUAGUGAAUGUGCGCGUUCAUUGUAAAACAGCGGUGACCUGUGGAGAAUAAAAGGUUUAUUUGAUGAAAAAAAAA